This is a messenger RNA of Laetiporus sulphureus 93-53, 1032 nucleotides long. RefSeq lists its product as uncharacterized. Gene Ontology annotation, molecular function: double-stranded DNA binding; polynucleotide 3'-phosphatase activity; ATP-dependent polydeoxyribonucleotide 5'-hydroxyl-kinase activity. Gene Ontology annotation, biological process: DNA repair. The record is from RefSeq and is a predicted model, not a curated record. Bases 1 to 1032 code for a protein of 343 amino acids. The transcript is spliced from 8 exons. NCBI's taxonomy places the organism in Eukaryota, Fungi, Basidiomycota, Agaricomycetes, Polyporales, Laetiporaceae.
AUGUUUCGAUGGAUGAAGCCUGCCCUCGGACUGAGGCAGAUGUCCUUGCAUGGAGUCAAUAGGAUUCUCGAGUCUCAGCCCAAAGUCGCUGCCUUUGAUACUAAUGGCUGCAUCAUUCAGUCCAGCUUUCCAAAGAAAAGCAAUGGCAAUGCGCCACCCAUAUUCCAACAGUGGUACUCAAGUGUCAUCAUUACAGAUCAGGCCAUGCACAGCAUGGCAUUGGCAGACUGGAAGAAGAAGAUCCCUGCGAUCGGUGCAGCUCUCCCAGAUAUUCCAUUCCACCUGCUAGUGUCUGUAGCCCAUGAUGAUUACUGCAGGCCAAUGCCUGGAAUGUGGUAUGAACUCGAAUAUACCUUCACAGAAGACAACUUGCAGAUUGACAAGGAGCAUUCCUUUCUCGUCGGAGGUGCCGCAGGCCAUUCCCAUGACCAUGCCACAAUGGAUCGCAAAUGGGCACUGAACAUCAAUCUGCCAUUCUUAACACAUGAGAUAGCUGGGUUCUCCCUGCGAGUCUUACCUGCAUCCACAUCUUUUCUCCUCGUGUCAACUCAGCAGCCUGAGAUAGUGGUCUUCAUCAGCUACCCGCCAAUUGGAAGUUAUCAUUCUACAGCAGACAUUCUGAGCCUGUGGGCUAUGUCCACAUAUGAAGACACAUUGCAGACGAGGGAGAAGUGUGUCAAGGCUGCACAAGGAAUGGUCAAGGAUGGCAAAAGCCAUGUGAUUGAUAACACGAACUGCACCAAUGAGAUGAGGAGACAUUGCGUCGAACUCGUGAACAAGCUUAAAGUUCCGAUACGCUCUCUCGAGCACGCACGGCACAACAACCUCUACUGCACCUUUUACCUCUCACGGUCUCAAAAAACAGAUGCGAGGCUGCCUCUGUACAAUACGCACACAAGCUUUCACGUGGCGUAUGAGGAGCCGCAGUUUAGUGGGAGUUUUGCGGACAUCAAGAGGGUGAAUUGGGUGUUUGAGGGUGAUGAGGAGGAACAGAGGAGGUGGAGCAUGUGGCUGCAUUUUGACGGUGAAUAA